Molecule: messenger RNA, 2208 nt
Organism: Enterobius vermicularis (human pinworm)
Lineage: Eukaryota; Metazoa; Nematoda; Chromadorea; Rhabditida; Oxyuridae
Source: the annotation of a GenBank genome assembly
AUGUCGCGGUCGGCUUUGGUUAGCACCGAUCGUGAAACUUUCUAUAAAUCUCAGAUUGUCGCUGUACAUAAAGCCUUGAACAAAAAUGAAGUACCACUGAAACCGAAACAUGUGCGUGCACUAAUCGUUGGUACUCAUAGGAACAAGUCAUCAUCAAUAUUUUGGGACACAAUAUCGCGCAUUCAGCUUGAAAAGAACCCUAUAGUUUCGUGGAAAUUCUGUCACCUGCUUCAUAAAUUAAUACGUGAUGGUCAUCCGAAAGUUGUCGAAGAAACUCGGCACUGUAAGCAGCGUAUUGUUCAGCUUGGAAAUUUUUGGCAACAUCUCCAUACCUCGAGUUAUGGUCCAGCAAAUUCUGCAUACUGUAAACUCCUCGUUAAUCGUCUUGACUUUUUAGAACGGAAUCAUCUUUUUCCUGGUAGUCUUCAUUUGUCAGAGACACAAAUGAACACUUUGGUAAAUGGUGAUGUAAAUCAUUCAUUUGAAGUCUCUAUUGAAAUGCUUGACCAAAUGGACAAUUUGUUACACUUACAGUCAAUCGUUUUCGAUGCAAUGGGAGUGGUUCACUGGAAUUCUUUAACUCCUCAAGGUCAAUGCUUACUUGCUCCACUUAUUCUCGUUAUUGUUGAUGCCAGCAAGUUUUACGACUAUUUAGUGAAACUGAUUUUUAAACUCCACGGCCAAAUUUCUCCUGAUGCUUUAAGUGGUCAUCGGGAAAGGUUUAAUGAUAUUUUUGCUAAAACAAAGAGGUUCUUUGAGUUAGCGUCAAAUCUGCAAUACUUCAAGUAUUUGGUCACGAUCCCCAACCUGCCUGAGCAAGCACCAAAUUUUCUUAGGGCAUCUGAUUUGGAAGAUUAUCAAACACCUCAAGCCGUACUUCACUCUGAUGAUGUUAGUGAAAGUGACACACCUCCGGACGGAUCUUCCAUCGCCGAUGAAAGUUUGGUGGAUGCUCGUGCUCGGAUUGAGCAAUAUGAAAACCGCCUUCAGCAGGUUAAAAAUGAAAAUGAUCAUUAUAAGCAGACUCUCGAUGAGCUAAAGAAAGAAAAUGACAGACUUCGUGCAGCGAGUGUUUUGAGCGAAAGACAUGCUGUUGAUGAGACAAGGUUGCAAGAUGCCGAGAAGCGUGCUCAAAAUAGUGAACAGAAUUUUGAAAAAAUGAAAAACGCAUACACUAAUUUAAGGCAAGAACAUAUACAGGCUUUAAAAACGGUAACCAAUCUUCAGAAGGAACUUGCAAAUUCCGAAGGCGAGAAACUAAAUAACGAAGAAGCUGUAAAUAGAUUGGAAAGAAAAGUUGCAGAAAUUGAACAAGAGAAGAUUUUGGCAGAAGAGAAAGCUAAAGGUGCUUUAAGUGCUGCAAAUGAUCUUCAGGGCCAGCUUGCAAGGUGUCACACGGAAAUUGAAAACUUUACUAAGAAUUCUUUGGAAAAACUGGAAGAAUUAUGUUUGAAACUGCCAACAUCAUCCACUGAUGUUAGCAAUGAACAGUUAGGUGCAUUACUGGAGGAUGAAAUGAAAAGGAUGGAUGAAGCGAUACAGAAGGCUGUGAAAAUGUUAGAAGAGAUGCAGAAGAAAAGUCGUGACACUGAUACUGGCGUUCGAUUAGAGGUUAAUGAAAAGGUGCUAGAUUCUUGCAACGCUCUAAUGGCAGCGAUAAUGCAGUUGGUGGCGAAAAGUCGAGCAAUGCAAGACGAGAUUGUUUCUCUUGGUCGUGGUACCGCGUCUCCAAAUGAGUUUUAUAAACGUAAUCACCAAUGGACCGAGGGUCUGCUUUCUGCAGCUAAGGCAGUUGGUGCUGCUGCCAACGUCCUUGUGUACGCCUUUUUUACUUCUGAUAACGCUUUCGAGUUCCUUAUUGUUGCUUCUCAGGAAAUCGCUGCUAGUACUGCCCAGCUUUUCGUAUCUUCUAGAGUGAAAGCAGAUCGCGACUCAAAACGAUUAGCAGAGUUAGCGUCAGCUUCGAAGGCGGUUAAUUCCUGUACUGCCAAUGUAGUUGCUACUGUUAAGUCAGGACAGCAGACUUUAAGUGACUCACAAAACCUAGACUUCAGCCAUUUAUCACUUCAUGAAGCCAAGAAGGAAGAAAUGGAGAGCCAGGUCCGAACGUUGGAGUUGGAAGCUGAUUUAAUGCGUGAAAGAGCUCGGUUUGCAGCGCUAAGGAAACAGCAUUAUCAUCUUGCCUCUUUGGUUGCAAACGAGGUUUAA